Messenger RNA from Drosophila virilis, 3375 nucleotides. RefSeq names its product Ubiquitin specific protease 8 (gene Usp8). Lineage: Eukaryota; Metazoa; Arthropoda; Insecta; Diptera; Drosophilidae. Gene Ontology annotation, molecular function: cysteine-type deubiquitinase activity. The record is from RefSeq and is a predicted model, not a curated record. Gene Ontology annotation, biological process: protein deubiquitination.
UCGAUAACUUUGUGGAAGUCAACGAGUCGCUGAGUCGUUCUAACUCUUCUAAAUCACUGCGUUAAUUAGUUUAAUGCUAAGCCAAGAAAAUUGUAUUUUGAAACAAAUUCAUUUGAAACAAACUCGCUACUGUUGGAUAUCAAAGCACUUAUUGCUUAUUUAGUGAAUGCUACUGUUAUUCUCGCUGUUAUGUUAAUUAACAUCUGUGUUUGGCAAACACACAAACUGUGGCUCACGGGCAGCAGCACCCACAUAAAAUCACGACCAAGGGACUCAGGAGAUCCAAUUUAAACGGAAACAUACGGGCCUGCUGUCACACACUGGACACAGAAUGGCACAGUGGAAGAAACUGUAUAUGGGCGACAGAAUAGAAGAUCUGGAGAAGUGGACGACAAUUCCAGACUUGCGCAACAAGAGCAUGAAAAUUUUACUAAACACGGCGCGCAAACUGUACUUGACCGCUGAGGACUAUCGCCUGGAUGGAGAUCAAGAGUUGGCCUACAUCACCUACAUGAAGUACUUCAAUAUGCUAUCAGCCAUACGUGGCAAAUCCGAUUACAACCAGCACAAGCUGACGGUGCGUCAAGUGCUUGGCGACACUGACUCCAAUCGUCGCAUCAUGGAUACGCUGGAACUUAUUAACACAUCGCUUAGAAAACGCUAUGAACAACUGCUGCCACCGGGCGGCGGCAAUGCGAAGAUAAAUGGUGCCCCAAUUAGCCCGCCGCUACAGUCAGUGGAACCAAUUGAUGAGAAAGGCUCAUUGGCGACCGCUGCGGCAUUUGCCCAACUCGGCGUUAUCACCUGUGAGGCACUGUUCCGGCGCAUGCAACAAAAAUCUGUGCUGGUCAUGGACUGUCGCAGCAGCGCCGACUACAACAACUCGCAUUUAACCUACUACUGUGCAUUCAAUGUGCCCGAAGAGCUGAUAACGCCCGGCAUGUCGGCGGGCAAAUUACAGGCAUGCCUAAGCAGCAGUGCCAAGGCCUCGUGGGCCGCGCGCUCCGUCAAGGAGUCGGUUGUGUUAAUGGACUGGAACAGCAAGGAUGCACAUCCGACGGGCAACGCAGCCAUUUACACCCUAUUGGACAUAUUGAAAAAUUGGGAUCCAGACGUCACCUAUCGCACGCCCAUACAAAUUCUGGAGGGGGGCUACGAAUACUUCAUCAUGAUGUACCCCACGCACUGUACCAAUCCCAGCGUACAAGCGCCGCAGCAGAACAAUAAUGAUGUCGAAACGAUAGAUGACAUCGAAUAUCCUUCCAUUAAUGAUAUUACCAUGAAGGAGGACGUUAUGAAUGAGCCAAAUACUAAGCACAAGCAACGGCCCAGCAUUAAUCGUGCCAGCAAGCCUGCAGCGCUGCGCACCUACGAGCAGAGCCAACAGAAUCAGCAGCCGCCGGAUCCACAGGAGAAUCCUAUUAAUGAAAUAAUUCGCGAUCAAGAGACGUUGCUGCAGCGGGCACAGCAUAACGAUAUGCUACUCGAUUCCGCAUCCAAGAAAUGGCAGAGCAUAUUCGAGCUGAAACAACUGCAAGCCGAGGGCGCUGUGCUAAGCACUGCAGAGCAGGAGGUGCUCUACAACAUAAUGCAACUGGAAAGCAAGGCCGACGAUUAUAAAAUGGAAAACAAUCGCUUGCGCGAUGAGCUGAAUCGGUACAAGGAGCAAACCCCGCAGAAUCAUCUGCAAAAGGACACGGAGACAACCAAACGCAUUGAAUCCAAGAUACAGGAGCGUCAAGAGCUGGACAAGCAGCACGAACGCGAUCGACUCGAGCGUGAGCGUCAGCUGGCCAUUGCACGUGAGGCGAAACGGCAUUACAAGCCGCCGGCAGAGCCCACAAGUACAAGGCCAGACACGCCCACCGAUGACUCACCACCCAGCUCAAACAGCGAACUGCAGCAUACGGUUACCUACGACGAGGCACCACCCCGGCCCGUCUACGAUCGCUCUACGAAACCACAGAGCCGCGACGUUGAGACGACAGCGCCACGAGUCCGUGAUUUCUCGCCCGUUGUGGGCCACAAUGUGGGGCGCGGUCUUACCGGACUUAAGAAUCUGGGCAACACUUGCUAUAUGAACAGCAUACUACAGUGUCUGAGCAAUACGCCACAAUUAAUGGAGUUUUGCAUAUCGGACAAAUACAAGAACUAUAUAAGUCGGCGAAACAAAACCAACGGACAGGUCAUCGAAGAGGUAGCCGCCCUCAUCAAGGAGCUAUGGAAUGGUCAAUACAAGUGUGUGGCUAGUCGUGAUUUGCGAUACGUUGUGGGCCAAUAUCAGAAAAUCUUUCGCGGCGUCGAUCAACAGGACUCACAUGAAUUUCUCACCAUACUCAUGGAUUGGCUGCAUUCCGAUUUGCAAACCCUGCGUGUGCCGCGUAAGCGAGAUAUUAUCAGCGCCGCGGAGAAAGCCUGGCUAGAGUUUACCAAGUCGCAGGAGAGUAUAAUACAGCAUUUAUUCUAUGGUCAAAUCAAGAGCACCGUCAAGUGUGUGACCUGCACCAAGGAGUCGGCCACAUACGAGUGUUUCUCGAAUCUCAGCCUGGAACUGCCGGCGAAUGCAAAUUUUUGCUAUCUGCACCAGUGCAUGGACAUGUACUUCAGUGGCGAGAAAAUACACGGCUGGAACUGCCCCAAUUGCAAGACGAAACGUGAUGCAAUUAAGAAAUUGGACAUUUCCAAACUGCCACCAGUGCUAGUAAUACACCUGAAGCGUUUCUAUGCGGAUCCCAGCAAUGCAGGUGCCUAUAUUAAGAAACAAAACUAUUUGCAAUUUCCGCUCGAGAAUCUGGAAAUGAAACCGUAUACAGCACGUGUCGAAUCACGUGCCGUAACCCCCAAAACAUACCAGCUGUAUGCUGUGUCCAAUCACUACGGCACCAUGGAGGGCGGUCAUUAUACGGCAUUCUGCAAGAGCGCUCACUAUGGCCGCUGGUAUAAGUUCGACGAUCAGGUUGUUUCGCCCCUGGACACAUCGAACGUAGUCUCGAGCGCAGCAUAUAUAUUAUUUUAUAGCUGGCUGCCGCCUAUGCAGCUCUCAAUAUCAUAGUCGCAAAUGGAACUGUUCAUUAUUUUUGGUCCCUAGCUAUUUGUAUUUACCAAAUUGUCUGCCUAUUAUUUUUUUCCUUAGCUUUUAAUGCCUAGUCGCUUCACCAAUUUACUGCAAACUGUUGCUUUUAUUAAUUAAUGCUUUGUUGUUGUUCAAUAUUGGACCUAUAUUUAUAAUUUUACAACCAUUACCAUUAUCAGCUAAUAUUCGGGUAUCUUAUAUAUAUAUAUAUAUAUAUAAGUAAAAAAAAACUCAAGACGUUACAAUAUUUGUAUGGAUUUAUGAAAAAAUUUAAGUGCAUUACAAAGUUUAACCAGAGAGAA